CUUCUCUCUAUUAAAAUUGUAAAAUGUUGCUUAAGGUGUGUCGCAGGUAGAGUUUGUCCCCGCUCUUUCUCCUCCUCACCACUAGGUGUCCCCACAUGUUUCAUCCAUGACCAUCGCAGUUCGGUCACUUCCGGUUCCGGCUGCGAGCACACGAACAGGAAGCUCGCUGCACACACGUGAAAAAAAUAGUUCAGCCAAAACAGACAGCCUCCACAAGAUGGACAUUACAGAGGUCCCCGUGAGUCAGGACAACAAGGGUAAGAAAAAGAAGAACAAGAAGCCAAAGAAUAAGAGUGUGAGUCCGGAGGGAGACGGAGUGGAGACGAAGGAGGAGGUGAAGAUGGAGAAGAGCGAGGCGGCAGCAGCAGGAGCAGCUGCCUUCCCCCCCACCUUCAGUGUGUCCGAGAUCAAGAAUAAACAGCGAAGACACUCUAUGUUUAUGAAAUUCAAGCAGGAGAAAAGAAAGGUAAAGGUGCAGUUGAAGAAGAAGAAGAAAAAAGAAAGGGAAGCUUUAGGUGACAAGGCGCCUCCAAAAGAGGUCCCGAAGACGAUAGAAAACCAGAGGGUGUACGACGAGACAACAGUGGAUCCAGAAGAUGAAGAGAUUGCAUUUGAUGAGGGAACUGAUGAGUUUUCUGCCUACUUCAAUGGGUUGACAAACCCCAAAGUGCUCAUCACAACAUCCGACAGACCAAGAGGGAGGACAGUGAGGUUUUGUGAGCAGCUGGCCACAGUAGUCCCAAACGCCCAUGUGUACUACAGAAGAGGUCUGGCCCUGAAGAGGGUCAUUCCUCAGUGCGUCGCCAGAAACUUCACCUACCUGAUGGUCAUCAAUGAGGAUCGCAAAAUGCCCAAUGGUUUGGUUCUCUGUCAUCUACCCGACGGGCCGACUGCACACUUCAAGAUCAGCAGCGUUCGCCUACGCAAGGAGAUGAAGAGACGAGGCAAAGAUCCAACUGAACACACCCCAGAGGUGAUCCUCAACAACUUCACCACUCGUCUGGGUCACAGCAUCGGCCGGAUGUUUGCUGCCCUCUUUCCACAGGACCCUCAGUUUGUGGGUCGACAGGUCGCCACCUUCCACAACCAGAGAGACUUUGUCUUUUUCAGAUUCCACAGGUACAUCUUCAAGAAUGAAAAGAGAGUUGGUAUUCAAGAGCUGGGACCUCGCUUCACGCUCAAACUCCGCUCUCUACAGAAAGGCACCUUUGACUCAAAGUAUGGGGAGUACGAGUGGGUCCUAAAGCGCCAUGAGAUGGAUGCCUGCAGACGAAAGUUCCAACUUUAAAUGCAAAAUAACAACUGGCUUUUGAGGUCGGGCGAGGACGACCUUGUUUAUUAUCCAAGAUACUUCUGCAAUUUGUGGCUUUCCACAAAUGGACUUUAGAGUGGAUAUCAAGAUUCAUUGUGGACGACUAGUUUUCACAUACUUUCAACUUAACAUGAUGACAACACUGAUUACUGGAUUUUUUUUUAGAUCACAUCGCUUCAGAUUCAAACGCACCCUGAAAAGGACUUUUAUAAAGCUGCGUCUGCCGGCCAAGUGUGGGACUGGAGUCGGUAGCUCAUUGCAAGGACUUUACCCUCUGUUAGUUGGAAGAAACCAGAGAGGAGACAUGCAGGCCCUCUACAUUAAUCCAAAUAACCUGAAUACAAUUGUAUGUGAGGGUUGUACAGGCGUAUGUGCAGUUCCUUUCAAAUGUAUCUACAUAAAACUGUAUGAAUGUUGCCCAAAAAUGAAUCAGAGAGUCAUUUUGAGCCUGCACUGGUCACAGACUUAUAACAUCUUAGUCAGUGCAAAUGAUAUAAAGAGAAUGUGACGUGCAACCAUUUCUGGAAAUGGCUACAUGGUUCAAA
Molecule: messenger RNA, 1857 nt
Organism: Anoplopoma fimbria (sablefish)
Lineage: Eukaryota; Metazoa; Chordata; Actinopteri; Perciformes; Anoplopomatidae
Gene: rpf1
Product: ribosome production factor 1 homolog
Exons: 9
Coding region: 107-1288 (393 amino acids)
Biological process (GO): maturation of 5.8S rRNA; maturation of LSU-rRNA
Cellular component (GO): nucleolus; preribosome, large subunit precursor
Molecular function (GO): rRNA primary transcript binding
Source: RefSeq, a predicted model, not a curated record